This is a messenger RNA of Sinocyclocheilus anshuiensis, 2606 nucleotides long. Its product is annotated as protein NLRC3-like. Bases 12 to 2528 code for a protein of 838 amino acids. The record is from RefSeq and is a predicted model, not a curated record. Gene Ontology annotation, molecular function: protein binding. Lineage: Eukaryota; Metazoa; Chordata; Actinopteri; Cypriniformes; Cyprinidae. The transcript has 7 exons.
GCAACCAGUCUAUGGGCGAGCCGAUAAAAUGUAAGGGAAGACACACAUCAACUGAUCUGAGCACAUUCAAAUCAAAUCUGAUGAAGAAGUUUCAGUGUCUGCAUGAAGGAACAGCAAAACAGGGAAACCCAACAUUCCUGAAUGAGAUCUACACAGAGCUCUACAUCACAGAGAGUAAAAGUGGAGAGAUCAAUAAACAACAUGAGGUGAGACAGAUUGAGACACAAUCCAGGAGAGCAGCAACAGAGGACACACCAAUCAAAUGCAAUGACAUCUUUAGACCUUUACCUGGACAAGACAAACCCAUCAGAACUGUGCUGACAAAGGGAGUCGCUGGCAUUGGAAAAUCAGUCUCUGUGCAGAAGUUUAUUGUGGACUGGAGUGAAGGGAAAGCAAAUCAGGACAUCCAGCUCAUAUUUCCACUUCCUUUCAGAGAGCUCAACUUGAUGAAGGACAAAAAACUCAGUCUUUCAGAUCUACUUCAGGUUUUGUUUCCUGAAACAAGAGAAAUAUCCAGUGAUGCAUAUAAAGUUUUCUUCAUCUUUGAUGGUCUGGAUGAGUGUCGUCUGUCUCUGGAUUUUCAGAGCAAUGUGAGGUUGUGUGAUUUAAGUAAAUCUGCCACAGUGGAUGUGCUACUGACGAACCUCAUUGCAGGAAAUCUGCUGCCCUCUGCUCUCAUCUGGAUCACCUCCAGACCAGCAGCAGCUGAUCUCAUCCCCUCUGAGUGUGUCCAUCGAGUGACAGAGGUACGAGGCUUUAAUGACCCAAAGAAGGAGGAAUACUUCAGAAAGAGAAUCAGUGAUCAGAGUCUGGCCAACAGAAUCAUCUCACACCUGAAGUCAUCAAGGAGCCUCCACAUCAUGUGCCACAUCCCAGUGUUCUGCUGGAUUUCAGCCACUGUUCUAGAGGGAAUGUUGGUGAAAUCAUGGAAAGGAGAGAUCCCUAAGACUGUUACUCAAAUGUACACAUACUUCCUGAUCCUUCAGACAAACAUUAAACAUGAGAAGGACUAUGAGAAGAAAGUGAAAGAUGAAGACAUGAUCCUCAAACUGGGGAAACUGGCUUUUCAGCAGCUUGUGAAAGGCAACUUGAUCUUCUAUGACGAAGACCUGAGCGAGUGUGGCAUUGAUGUGACAGAAGCAUCUGUAUACUCAGGAUUGUGCACACAGAUCUUCAGAGAGGAAUUUGGCUUGUAUCAGGGGAAGGUCUUCUGCUUCGUUCAUCUGAGCAUUCAGGAACAUCUAGCAGCACUAUAUGCGCACCUCUCCUUUACAGAAUACAUAAAUGUGUUCGACCAAGCCACCGAACAAAAUACCUUCUCUAAGGUCUUAAACUGGAUGAAAAAUAAUUCAUUAUCUGGCCUACAUCAGACAGCUGUGGAUGAAGCUUUACAGAGUAAGAAUGGACAUCUGGACCUUUUCCUGCGUUUUCUUCUGGGUCUCUCAGUGGAGUCUAAUCAGACUCUCUUACAAGAACUAAUAACACAGACAGGAAGCUUCUCCAACAAUAAAAAGGAAACAGCUGAAUACAUCAAACAGAAGAUCAGGGAGAAUCCCUCUCCAGAGAGAUGUAUCAAUCUGUUCCACUGUCUGAAUGAACUGGGCGAUAAUUCACUAAUGCAGGAGAUCCAGGAUUAUCUGAGAUCUGGAAAAAUAAAUCAAAUCAAACUCUCUUCUUCACAGUGGUCAGCUCUGGUUUUUGUGUUGCUGACAUCAGAGCAGAAGAUGGAAAAGUUUGAUCUAAAAAAUUUUAUGGGAGCACAAAAUACAGCAGAUGAAGUUCUUCAGAAACUGCUGCCUGUGAUUAAAGAAUCCAGAUCAGCUCAAUUGUGUAGGUGUGGUGUCACAGAUAAAGGUUGCGCUGUACUGGCUACAGCUCUAAGCUCAAACCCCUCACACCUGAGAGAUCUGAAUCUGUCUGGAAAUAAACUACAAGAUGCAGGAGUGAAGCUGAUCUCAGAUGGACUGAUGGAUCCUCACUGUAACGUGGAAACACUGCAGUUGAGUGAUUGUGGUGUCACAGAUGAAGGUUGUGCUGCUCUGGCUUCAGCUCUAAGAUCAAACCCCUCACACCUGAGCUAUUUGGACCUAACUGGAAAUAAACUAAAAGAUCUAGGAAUUAAUCUGAUCUCUUCUAUACUGGAUGAUCCUCGCUGUAAAAUGAAAACACUGCGGUUGAUUGAUUGUGGUGCCACAGAUAAAGGCUGUGCUGUUCUGGUUUCAGCUCUGAGAUCAAACCCCUCACACCUGAGAGAACUGAAUAUGUCUGGAAAUAAACUAGGACCAUCAGGAGUGAAAUUGCUCUCUAAUGGACUGGAGGACCCUCACUGUAAUCUGGAGAUACUGUGGCUGAUGGAUUGUAGUGUUACAGAUAAAGGUUGUGCUGUUCUGGCUUCAGCUCUGAGAUCAAACCCCUCUCACCUACAAAAACUGGAUCUGACUAGAAAUUUUCUUGGAAAGUCAGACGUGAAGUUGCUCUCUGCUCUGAAGGAUGAUCCGGAUUACGAACUGAAGACACUUCUGUUUUAGAUGUUAGUCUGACCUUCUCUGGAUCGGUUGACAGUGAAUAAAGAGCCACUAAAGAAACAUCACAUUUAAUAAAGACAA